Messenger RNA from Lindgomyces ingoldianus, 12068 nucleotides. RefSeq lists its product as uncharacterized. Gene Ontology annotation, cellular component: SAGA complex; nucleus; NuA4 histone acetyltransferase complex. Gene Ontology annotation, biological process: regulation of DNA-templated transcription; DNA repair. The record is from RefSeq and is a predicted model, not a curated record. The transcript is spliced from 4 exons. Lineage: Eukaryota; Fungi; Ascomycota; Dothideomycetes; Pleosporales; Lindgomycetaceae. The coding region runs from base 307 to 11745 and encodes 3812 amino acids. Gene Ontology annotation, molecular function: protein binding; transcription coregulator activity.
CGCGACUGUUCAACGCGGGUGAUUCCACCCUCCCACCAACACCACCCCUUUCUUUUUUAAGUAAUGAUUGUAAUCAGCACGGCGCUCUCUACCUUGGCCAUUUCUUUUCUCUCAUUUAUUUAGUCUUUCGGCCUCAAGAAGCUGGCAUUUCCCAGCAAGCACCUACCGAGGCUGUGGACCAAUGCCCCUACCCUCGACCGUUUCCCGAGAACCACCACGUCUAACGCAUUCCACCCUCCGAGGCCGCAACGUUGCAUAGGUCUUGGAGACAUUCACUGGCAGCUCUGAGCUGCGCCGUUCGCAAUCAUGGCGACCCAUCAUAAUUUCGAGGCCAUGGCGGCCAAACUGGAUGACCCGAAUUCAGAUCUCAGAGCGAAAGGAGCUCAGGCGGUCGACAUUCGAGAUAAUAUAGAGAACUACUCUCAAGGGCCCCAGUAUGUCUCGUUCUUGCAGCACAUGGUUCCAGUGUUCCUGAAGAUUCUGGAUGGGAAUCCCAUCUUUAUAUCUACAUCCCCAGAGCAGCGCAUACGGAACUGCAUACUGGACAUCCUGCAUAAGCUUCCCAUGAACCCCACCGAAGCCGUCGAACCUCAUGCGGCAAAGAUUGUUGACAAACUGAUGGGCCUGGUCAGGAUAGAAAAUGAAGACAACGCGGUUCUGUGCUUGAAGACUAUCAUGGAUUUCCAGCGCGCUCAGACGAAGGCCCUCGCAGACCGGGUACAGCCCUUCUUGGAUUUGAUCCAAGAAAUGUUCGAGACUAUGGAGCAAGCGGUUCAGGAUACAUUCGACAAUCCAGCGCCGGCGCCUGCCACCCAAGGUGUUCCUUCGACUCCGAACAACCACCAGUAUUCACAAUCGCCACGGCCGGGCUCCCCUGCGAUAUCGCUGAAUGCGGGACCUACAGGCGACAUUGGGUCAGAACAACAACAGGCGCGGAUGCUAUUGAAGGGCAUGCAGUCGUUCAAGGUUCUCUCCGAGUGUCCCAUCAUCGUGGUGUCGCUCUUCCAGGCCUACAGGAAUUGCGUAAACAAGAACGUGAAGCUCUUCGUUCCACUAAUCAAGAAUGUUCUCUUGCUUCAGGCGAAACCCCAAGAGAAGGCACAUCAAGAUGCCGAGAAAGAGGGGAGGAUCUUCACGGGCGUUAGCAAGGAUAUUCGAAACCGGGCAGCUUUCGGAGAGUUCAUCACGGCCCAAGUCAAGACUAUGAGCUUUCUGGCGUAUCUAUUACGGGUGUACGCGCAGCAGCUAAACGACUUCCUUCCGACGCUUCCGGAUAUCGUUGUGCGGUUGUUGAAGGACUGUCCUAGGGAAAAGUCGGGGGCGAGGAAAGAGCUUCUGGUGGCCAUCCGGCAUAUAAUAAACUUCAAUUUUCGGAAAAUCUUUCUGAAAAAGAUUGAUGAACUGCUAGAUGAGCGUACCCUGAUUGGAGACGGGUUGACCGUAUACGAAACCAUGCGGCCGCUGGCAUAUAGCAUGCUUGCAGACUUGAUCCACCAUCUCAGAGACACUCUAUCCAAAGAGCAGAUUCGCCGUACCGUAGAGGUCUAUACCAAGAACCUACACGACACCUUCCCGGGAACAAGCUUCCAGACCAUGAGUGCGAAGCUGCUACUAAACAUGGCGGAGUGUAUCGCGAAACUGGAGCCGAAGGAAGAUGCGCGAUACUUUUUGAUCAUGAUCCUGAAUGCGAUUGGGGACAAGUUCGCAGCAAUGAACCGGCAGUAUCACAACGCGGAUAAGAUUUCAUUACAGUACAGCCAGCCGUCGAUCGAUGCAUUACCUGAGAACAACAUGGCGGACAAGGACCAUCCACCGGAUUGGGACGAGAUUGAUAUCUUUAAUGCUACCCCGAUCAAAACAUCUAAUCCUCGCGAAAGGAGCUCCAACCCCAUUGCAGACAACAAGUUCCUCUUCAAGAAUCUCCUCCACGGAUUGAAGAACCUGUUCUACCAGCUGCGAGCCUGCAACCCUGCCAAGAUCAAGGAUGAAAUCGACUCCGCUAACGCAUCAGCCAAUUGGCACGAAGUGUCUUUUGGAUACAACGCUGAGGAAGUAGAGGUGCUUAUCAAGCUCUUCCGGGAAGGGGCGAAGGUCUUCCGCUAUUAUGGACUGGAUAAGGCGAAUUCCGAAACACAGGUCCUGACGCCAGGCGAUCUGAUGGCAAAUCAGCAUAUGAUGUCUAGUGGCAAGGAAGAGAAGGAGCUGCUCGAGACAUUCGCAACGGUAUUCCACCACAUCGACCCAGCUACAUUCCACGAGGUUUUCUCGUCCGAAAUACCCCAUCUUUACGACAUGAUGUUUAAUCAUCCUGCGUUGUUACAUGUACCACAGUUUCUGCUUGCAAGCGAAGCAACCUCGCCUAGCUUUGCAGGUAUGCUAUUACAGUUCUUGAUGGAUCGCAUAGAAGAAGUAGGAACUGCGAACGUCAAAAAGUCGUCUAUCCUUCUUCGGCUAUUCAAGCUCUCCUUCAUGGCGGUCACCCUUUUCUCGCAGCAGAAUGAACAGGUCCUUCUGCCACACGUCGGCAAGAUCAUCACCAAAUCGAUUCAGCUGUCCACAACGGCCGAGGAGCCAAUGAACUACUUCCUUCUACUACGGUCACUGUUCCGGAGUAUUGGUGGUGGGCGCUUCGAGCAUCUCUACAAGGAGAUUCUGCCUCUUCUGGAGAUGUUGCUUGACGUGCUCAACAAUCUUUUGAUCACGGCGCGCAAGCCAGCUGAACGAGAUCUAUUCGUGGAGCUAUCACUUACAGUUCCAGCCCGUCUUAGUAAUCUCCUGCCGCAUCUCAGCUACCUUAUGAGGCCACUGGUGGUAGCUUUGCGAGCUGGAUCAGAACUUGUCGGGCAAGGUCUGCGGACUCUCGAACUUUGCGUUGACAAUUUGACGGCCGACUACUUGGACCCGAUCAUGGCACCUGUCAUCGAUGAACUCAUGGCUGCACUGUGGGAGCACCUCAAGCCCAAUCCGUACAGCCAUUUCCACGCGCACACCACGAUGCGAAUCCUAGGAAAGCUCGGUGGACGCAACCGCAAAUUCAUUACUGGACCGCCCGAGCUCGAGCUCAAACCAUAUUCAGAUGAUCAGUCAUCGAUCGAUAUUAGACUAAUUGGAUCCACGAAGGACCGCGCUUUUCCUGCAGCAAUAGGUAUCGACACCGCUAUCGCAAAGCUACAUGAAAUACCAAAGCCACCCGCAGCAAAGAAGUCCGAUCCCUUCCACAAACAACAGGCGUUCCGCCUUAUUGUGGCCCAUACAAAGCUGAUGGUUGGAUUCGACAAUUUGCCGGACGACUUUGCGCAGCUUGUCCGCCUUCAAGCAAAUGACAUGGUAUCGAAGAAAUUCGACGUCGGCAGCGACCUUAUGACUGUCUCUGAGCGUGAAAAGUCAAUCAUCAAGAGAGGCGUUGAGCAAGAAACAAUGAAGAAGCUGUUAAAAGCUUGCGUAUUUGCAGUCUCGAUUCCAGACCUAAAAUCCGACGCCGAAGCAUUUGUUACGAAUCUUGCGAAGCAUUUCACUUUACUAGAAGUUGGGAAUUGCUUUGCCCAUAUGAAACAUAGGGGGAAGCCCUUUGAUGUUAACUCUGGAGAAGGACCAGUCUGCAUCGAGAGCGACGUGAUCGCAGAAGCUAUCGGAGACUCAUUAGCUUCAGAUCACGUGGCAGUGCGAGAAGCGGCCGAGCAAGCAGUCAUGACCAUGCGCGAUGCUGCGAAGGCUAUCUUCGGGUCUCAGGAGAAACUUGACAAGUUCCCAUUUUUCGAAGAGCUUUCCAAGACGUUCUGCCACAACUGUCACGGAGAUGACUGGUUCAUGAAGUCUGGAGGUACUCGUGGUAUUGAGAUCAUAACCAAGAAACUGGACCUUGGUACAGGCUGGAUGAUUGCCCGUCAUUUCGAACUCAUAAGGGCUUUGAACUUCGUGAUGAAGGACAUGCCAGUUGACCUCGACUCGAAGACUCGUGUCCAAGCUGAAGGACUAUUGGAGGAUCUCAUCCGAAAAUGCCACAAGCCGACGUCAAAGGAAGAUUUUGAGAAACCGAACAACAUGCUGUUGAGGCUUUGCGGCCAGUUCGUUGGCGACUUGUCACACAUGAACAAAAACGUGCGCGAGGCCACUCAGAGAGCUUUCCAAGUUCUAGCUGAGGUUACUGGCCUUGGUGUGCAUGAGCUUAUCAUGCCGGUCAAAGAUAGGCUCGUGGUACCAAUUUGGACGAAACCACUUCGAGCGUUGCCAUUUAGCAUUCAGAUCGCUUACAUCGACGCGAUAACGUUUUGCUUGAAGCUCAAGAAUAACAUCCUCGAAUUCAACGAUCAGCUCACGCGACUCUUGAUGGAAUCCUUGGCGCUAGCUGAUGCGGAGGAUGAAGGUCUUGCUACGAAACCUUUCGAGCAACGGAAUGCUGAACACAUUGUUAACCUGCGAGUAGCUUGCAUUCGGCUUCUCUCAACUGCCCAGACCUUUCCCGAAUUCAACAGCACCCCGCCAAACCAGACCUUCCUCCGCAUCAUUGCCGUCUUCUUCAAGUGCCUCUACUCUAAAUCUCCUGAGGUUAUUGAAGCAGCGAACCAAGGCUUGUCAGGUGUUAUAUCUGCAUCAAGCAAACUGCCAAAAGAUGUUCUUCAAAGUGGACUCCGACCGAUUCUUAUCAACCUCCAAGAUCCGCGGAAAUUGUCAAUUGAGGGUCUUGAUGGUCUCGCUCGCCUCUUGAAGCUCUUGACGAACUACUUCAAAGUGGAGAUUGGUACUCGUCUUCUGGACCAUUUGAAGACCAUUGCAGAUCCAGUCAGCCUGCAAAAGAUCUCCUUUACUAUGGUCGAGCAGAAUCCGAAGAUGAAGAUUGUUACAGGAAUAUUCAACGUCUUCCAUCUUUUACCCCCGGCAGCGGCGACAUUCCUUAAACAAAUCACGGAGAAGGUCAUCGAACUCGAGACUGCUCUGCGACGCACACACUACAGUCCGUUCCGAGCGCCACUGAUUAGGUACUUGUGCAUGUAUCCCAAGGAUGCUUGGGAUUUCUUUGCGCCGAAUAUGAAGGAUCAGACCCAAGGUCGCUUCUUUGCCCAGCUACUUGAGAAUGAGGCUAGUGGUCCGCUUCGAAAGGAAGUCAUGGAGGAUGUUCCCAAGUUCUUGAGCACCUUUGAAAUUGAAGGAUCAGAGAAGGAGAAGUGCCAGGCGCAACUCAACGCCAUUCACGUUGCUUUUGCCAUAAGCCAGUUUGAAGGGUCGAGUAAAUGGUUGGUUUCCCAAGAGAAUCUGAGGAAGGCCCUUUUCGAGGCCGCCAAAUCCUUGGAAAAGAAGCUUCGACGGAAUAGCAUGGAUCCCGAACUCCGACUCGCGACCGAACAAGCUGGCGAGCAGAUCAUGGUGGUGUUCACGACCUAUCUUAUGCAAGAGCCGAACAACCUCGAUUUCUUCUUUGAGCUGGUCGACGCUGUUACCUCGGAGGAGCUUAAAAUUUGUCCACGGCUCUUUGACUUCAUUUACAAGGAGAUGAUAUCGAACGAGUCGGCAGAGUAUUGGAAGACAAUGGUUCAUAAGUGUAUCGAUCUAUACACUUCGCGGAACACGUCACAAAAGACGAAGACCUUCAUAUUCCGGAACAUCGUCAACCCAAUCUUCGCUAUGGAUGUGAAACGCAAUUGGGAUCACCUUUUUGGACAAGCCAAGGGGACGAAGUUGAUGGAUCGUGGUAUGACCGAAAAGAUUCACAACCGACUGUGGCUACCACAGUCGUUAACCGAUACCUCGGAAGAAACUGCUCAGCUUGGUGUGGACCAUUCGCGAAUGGAGCUGCUCCAACUUACGACCCUUCUCCUCAAACAUCACUCGAAUCUCAUCCAAGAAGCCCGUAAGGACGUCAUCAAGUUUGCGUGGAACUACAUUAGGUUGGAGGAUAUCAUAAAUAAGUAUGCGGCUUAUGUCUUGAUCGCCUUCUUCAUAGCUCAGUACGACACACCGAUGAAGAUUGCCAUCCAGGUAUACCAGGCUCUCUUAAAAGCCCACCAGAAUGAGGGUAGGUCUUUGGUAAUGCAGGCUCUUGAGCUUUUGGCACCUGUGUUGAGCAAGCGAAUGGGUGGUGAUCAAAAGCUAGCCAUUCCUCGAUGGGCACAGUUCCCCCGCAAGAUUCUAGCCGAGGAGAGCUCAAACUUACAACAGUUGAUGAGCAUUUUCAAUUUCCUCGUGCGACACCCAGAUCUUUUCUACGAGGCUCGAGAGCCGCUCUCUUCAAUCAUCAUAACGGCACUUUCGAAGAUUGCCCAACCACCGAAUCCCUCAACAGAAGCUAAGAAGUUGGCAUUGAAUCUCAUUAGCCUCAUUCGGUCCUGGGAAGAGCGGACUGCGAGGGAGCCUGCAAAUACGGUAGAGAGGGGGUCACAGUCACCACAAGCCGUCAAACGGAGGGCUGAUGGGUCGAUUAUUCCUCCUGGCCCCCUUCCAAAAGGAUUUGUGGCUCUCUUCGGUGUUCGCAUGGUGCUCAUCAAGUAUCUCAUCCAGUUCAUUGCGUAUCUACCAGAGCGAUUUCCUGUCGCCACACCGAAGCCCAAAGAGCUUGCGAAUCCUAGCCCUAACGCUACCCAAACUGCCGAUAUUUGCAAGAAAGCCCUACAUCUACUCCAUGAUCUCCUUUCGCCUCGUCUCUGGAGGGACUUGGAUCUUGAUCUCAUGUUAUCAAAGAAGAUUGAAGAGAUCCUCCUUGAGGAAAUGCAACAGGAGGAGAAGGUAGAGGCAUUCAACACCCGAAUGAUCAACACGCUCCAGAUCGUUAAAGUCAUUGUCAAUGUCAAGCCGGAUGAGUGGAUUCUCGAGCGCCUUCCUAGGUUGCAGAAGAUUUUGGAUAAAGCUGUCCGCUCCGAGAACGCAGAUGUCCAGGCGAGUCUUCAUGCAGCUGACGAGAACGCCGAUGGGACCGUCUUCCUACAGCCAUUGCUGAAGCGCAUUCUGGAUGUUAUGCCAGAGCCUGUUACCGAUGAAGAGGGUAUUUCUGAAGAUACGCCUUCGACAGAUUUUGUUAACGCUUUGGGUGCGGUUGCCACAGAGGCCCUGUCAAAUGGAUCUUAUGUCUCCGCAAUCAACAUCCUUUGGACUCUGUGCCAGAAGCGUCCGGAAGAAAUUAAUCAGCAAAUUAUCCCCCAGAUCAUGAAGGCAUUUCAAGGCAAGAUGGCGAAAGAUCACCUUGCCGCCCAUAGCGGAAUGCCUGGUCAGCCUGGCAUACCUCCUGGAAUGCGCCCUGACAGUGCCAAUCCACCCACGGAUCCUUGCGAAGUCGAGGUUCAGACUGAUUUGGUUCUUAAAGUUGUCGAUAUUCUUGCCCUACGGAUGAACGAGCUUGGAGAGAACCGACGACCCUAUCUCAGCGUCCUCGCUUCGCUUGUCGAACGUUCCCAGAGUAACGCAGUCUGCAUGAAGAUUCUUGAUUUGGUAGAGCAAUGGAUCUUCCACUCGACGGAACCAGUACCAACGCUUAAGGAAAAGACUGCAGUGCUGAGCAAGAUGCUACUUUUUGAGCACCGGCCAGACACAACUUUGCUGACUCGCUUCCUCGAUUUAGUUAUCCGAAUCUACGAGGACGCGAAGAUCACGCGGUCAGAGCUUACAGUUCGAAUGGAACAUGCUUUCUUAAUCGGAACACGAGCGCAAGAUGUUCAUAUGCGGAAUCGUUAUAUGACGAUAUUCGAUAAGAGCUUGAGUCGGACCGCUUCAAGUCGAUUGAGUUACGUUCUGGCAUCUCAAAAUUGGGACACGCUUAGCGAUAGCUUCUGGCUUAGUCAGGUGAUUCACUUGAUGUUCGGAUCAGUCGAGAUGAACGCACCUGCCCAGCUACACUCCGAGGACUUUAAAAUCAUGCAGCCAACUAGUUUGUUUGGGACUUACAAGCAAGACUCUAGGAUCGCGGACGUUAUGGUCGACGAUGAACUGGAAAUCUUCGUAAGCAACCAUCGGCGAUUCUGCGCUCAACUGGGUGAUGUCAAGAUCCGCGACAUUUUCGAACCACUUGGGCAUCUACAGCAUACGGAUAGCGAUCUCGCACAUAAUAUUUGGGUUGCUUUCUUUCCCUUGGCUUGGACGGCCCUCACGAAAGACGACCAGAACGACCUGGAAAAGGGUAUCGCUUCGCUACUUACGAAGGACUACCAUUCCCGCCAGAUCGACAAGCGACCGAAUUGCGUUGCGACAAUGCUUGACGCUGUUGUCCACGCACGGCCUCGUGUUAAGUUCCCGCCCCAUAUCAUGAAGUAUCUGGCUCGAACUUAUAAUGCUUGGUACACUGGUGCUGUUUACAUGGAAGAUUCAGCCAUCACCCCGAUCGUGGACACGGAGAAACUUCGCGAGAGCAACCUCGAUGCUCUCCUUGAGAUCUAUAGCGGCUUGCAAGAAGAUGAUCUUUUCUACGGAACUUGGCGACGACGAUGUCAAUUCAUUGAGAGUAACGCGGCUCUUUCGUAUGAGCAAUGUGGCAUUUGGGACAAGGCACAACAGAUGUAUGAGGCUGCUCAGAUCAAAGCCCGUACGUCUGUUCUACCCUUCUCAACUGGCGAAUAUAUGCUCUGGGAAGAUCAUUGGGUGAUUUGUGCCCAAAAAUUACAGCAGUGGGAGGUCUUAAGCGAUUUUGCUAAGCACGAGAACUUUAACGACCUGUAUCUGGAGGCAACCUGGAGACAUUUCGAGGCCUGGCAGAAUAACGAGCAACGAGAACAGCUAGACUCCAUCAUCAAGGCUGUUAGUGAUGCACCUACACCCCGACGAGUUUUCUUCCAGACAUUCAUGUCACUUCUCAAACUGCACGCGAAGUUGGAAACGCAACCGGAGUUCCACAGACUUUGCGACGAAUCGAUCCAGCUCUCCAUCCGGAAAUGGCACCAGUUGCCACGCCGCAUCACAAAUGCUCACAUUCCGAUACUCCAGCAUUUUCAGCAACUAGUGGAGCUCCACGACGCGAGCGUUAUCUGCCAGAGCCUCGCGCAGACCACUCAAGCUAACCUUGAUCACAAGUCGCAAGAGCUCAAGCUGCUUCUCAGUACCUGGCGUGAUCGCCUGCCCAAUUUCUGGGACGAUAUCAAUGCAUGGCAAGAUUUAGUCACAUGGCGCCAGCACAUCUUCCAGAUGAUCAAUGGUGUCUAUCUGCAGCUGCUCCCACCAAAUCCCCAAAACAACAAUAGCGGCGGCAAUUCUUUCGCUUACCGUGGAUACCACGAAACGGCCUGGAUCAUCAAUAGGUUCGCUCAUGUGGCCAGGAAGCACAACCUUCCCGAUGUCUGCAUCCAGCAACUUAGUCGAAUAUACACGCUACCAAACAUUGAAAUCCAGGAAGCUUUCCUCAAGCUUCGAGAGCAAGCGAAGUGUCACUACCAGAAUCGCACCGAACUUAAUAGCGGCCUCGAUGUUAUCAACAACACAAACCUCAACUACUUUGGUCCACAGCAGAAGGCUGAAUUUUACACACUCAAGGGAAUGUUCCUUGCGAAGCUGGGACAGAAAACUGAAGCCAAUGAUGCUUUCGGUAGUGCGCUUUUCUUCGAUAUCAAGCUGCCAAAAGCCUGGGCUGAGUGGGGCCGGUACAACGAUAUGCUCUUCAAAGAAGACCCUACGAAUUUGGAGAAGGCUGAAGCUGCGCUCAGUUGCUACCUCGAGGCCGCGAGUCAGUUCAAGAAUGCGAAGUCCAGGAAGCUACUGGGACGUGUACUGUGGUUACUCAGCUUAGACAAUCCUGAGCGUCGACUAGCUGAGAAGUUUGAGGAAUUUAAGGGUGACACUCCCGCAUGGUACUGGAUUACGUAUAUCCCUCAACUGCUCAACAGCUUAUCUCGACCCGAAGCCCCAAUUGCGCGUCAGAUCCUUGGGAAAUUGGCCAAGACUUAUCCUCAAGCUCUCUAUUGUCAUCUUAGGAUGACAAGGGAGGAUUUGGCAGUUGUUAAGAAAAGUAAUGAUGCGAAAGAAGCAAAAGAGAAGGCUGCACGUGCCAAACAACUACAAGCGCAGGGUCAAGGCUCACCGGCGCAAAAGCAAGCCUCCCCGGAUGCUCGCCCUGGCUCAGCGUCAAGUGGCAAUCGACCGACUUCCGCCGGCGGAAACGCCAAGCCCACUGUGAAUGGCACACCGAACGGCGCUGUGAAAGGCGAAGGGAACCAGGGCACGCCAAAAGGAACUGCUGCGGACACUCCCGCACCCCCGAAGAAGCCAUGGGAUCAUGUGGAGGACAUUUCUGCUAUCCUUAAGACUGCGUUCCCUCUCCUUGCACUUUCAAUGGAGACUAUGCUUGACCAGAUCCAGAAGAACUUCAAGUGCCCACCUGAUGAGGAUGCUUAUAGGCUUAUCGUAGCUCUACUCAACGAUGGCUUGUCUUACGUCGGCCGCCAACCCCAUUUCUACGCACAGGAAAUUCGCCUUCCUGCGUCGACUGAGGCGAACAUCACGCGCUUCGCCGAGUCGGUCCUCCCGCCUCACAUUCGCAAAGCAUUCGAGGCUGACUUUGUCACUCAUAAACCCACUAUGUAUGAGUAUAUACAGAAGCUGCGGAUAUGGAGGAAUCGAUUCGAGGAGCGGCUAGACCGAAGAAAGCUUACUGUGCCCCUGGAGUCCUACACACACCAACUCAACGAAUUCAGAUUCCUCAAAUUCGAUGACGUCGAAGUGCCUGGACAGUACCUGCAGCAUCGCGAUAAGAACUCGGACUUUGUUCGCAUUGAGCGCUUCCUGCCUGAUGUGGACCUGGUCCGGGGUAUUGGUAUCUGUCACCGUCGACUUAAGAUUCGAGGUCAUGACGGAAGUAUUCACCCCUUUGCUAUCCAAUUCCCCGCUGCAAGGAGCUCAAGGAGGGAAGAGAGGAUCCUGCAGUUGUUCAGGAUCUUCAAUGGGAUCUUAUCCAAACGCAAGGAGAGCCGGAGGAGGAAUCUCCAGUUCCAUCUUCCUCUUAUGAUACCAAUCACGCCAAGUGUGCGCAUGGUGCAGGAUGAUGUUUCAUACAUCAACAUGCAAGGCAUUUUCGAAGAUUAUUGCAGGAAGAAUGGCGUCAACAAGGACGAGCCUGUGCUGUUCAGUAUUGAGAAGUUGAGAGCGCUACAACCUAAGAACAUUGAGCACGCUAAUAGCAUUCGAUUGGAGACGUUUGCUGCGGUGCAGGAGAAAUAUGUUCCCCAGACUGUAAUGUCUGACUACUUCCGAAGCACCUAUCCUAAUUUCUCGGACUUCUGGCUCUUCCGCCGCACAUUCUCAUACCAGCUCGCUGCUCUCACCUUCAUGACUUACGUCAUGCACAUGAACACACGCUACCCGCACAAACUCAGCAUUUCCCGCGCAUCUGGACGCGUCUGGGGCUCCGAGCUUAUCCCGUCUAUGGCGGUUGGAAAGCCCAUCCUGCACAACAAUGAACCCGUCCCCUUCCGUCUCACACCCAACCUACAAACACUCAUGGGACCCCUCAACCUCGAGGGCAUCUUCGCAUCUGCUGUCAUGACCGUCGCCCGAUGUCUCAUCGAACCAGAAGGCGAACUCGACAUGCAACUUGCAAUCUUCAUGCGCGACGAAAUGAACCAUUGGUUCACAUCGCAACACAAGCCGCUUGGACCUGAUAUGCUUCGUGAGGCGGUGCAGCAGAAUAGCGAUCUAGUAGUGAAAAGGGCAACGAGUAUUGGAAGCUUGCCUGGCGGCGCUAAUUUGCCGGCUAAUCAGACUGUGGUGGAUUUGGUGGCGAUUGCGGUGAAUCCGGUCAAACUGUGUCAGACAGAUCCGCUUUGGAUGGCGUAUUUGUAAGUGGGAAAUAGGAAAGGGGUUUGGCGUUGUGGUGCGGAUCAAGUGUGUUUGGUUCUCUGGUUCUCUUUUCUUUUCUCUUUUGGGGGGUCUGCGAGCCGUAUGUCUUUUGGGACUAUUCAGUUUCUUUAUGGAGUCUUUACGUGGUUACUUGUGACUGGGGUGUAGUGUGGAGUAUGGAAUUCGCCUCCGGGUCGAAAAGAGAUCUGUGAUUAUGAAUGUAUGGUAUGGUGUUUUCUGAAACCACUGUAUUCUGUUCUUCACUUGCAUGGUUUGGAAUUCAAAUGGAAAACAAUUCCUGCUGUUACUUAAAAGGUAGUUUGAAG